Molecule: messenger RNA, 3699 nt
Organism: Dovyalis caffra
Lineage: Eukaryota; Viridiplantae; Streptophyta; Magnoliopsida; Malpighiales; Salicaceae
Source: the annotation of a GenBank genome assembly
AUGCUUUCUGGUAGUCUAAUUAAGAAAGUUGUAAUGCCACCCGGUGCGGUUACACUUGAUGAUGUGGAUCUGGACCAAGUCAGUGUAGAUUAUGUUCUCAGUUGUGUUAAAAAAGGUGGAAUGCUUGAGCUUUCAGAGGCUAUAAGAGAUUACCAUGACAACACCGGCUUACCCCACAUGGUAAGUUUUGAUUUUGUUGUGCAUUGCUUCAAUGAUGAGAGAGUUAUUGGCUUGGAAUUAGUAUUGGUUGCCGGCAUUGAUAUUUCUUCUUCUUUUGCUCAAAGUUCAGUAGAUGAGUUUUUCUUGGUUACGAAUCCUGAAACUUCAGGUUCACCUCCAAAAAGGGCACCACCUCCUGUUCCGAUUUCAACACCAGCUCCUUUUUUUCCACCAUCGCCUGUUGUGUCCUUGGCAAGUGUAGCAAAGUCAGAAUCCUUUAACUCCACUGAAGUUCAAGAAUUGACUGACUCCGCUGAAGUUCGAGAAUUGACUGUUGAUGACAUUGAAGAUUUUGAGGAGGAUGAUCUUGAGGAAGUUGACAGUGUCAGAAGGUCAAGAUGUAAUCCAAAUGAUGCUGCUGAUAUUGUUCCCAAAUUACCCUCAUUUGCCACAGGAGAGGCUGACUUGUUUGUGGAAGUUGAUGGUGAGUAUGGUGAUGAAGAGCAGGAAAGACCACCUCAAUGGCUGGUUGCACUUAUGGCAUCCUCAUCUGGAAAGCCACGAGUAGUGGGUAUCACAGAUGAUGACCUCCGUGAAACUGCAUAUGAAGUGCUCUUGGCAUGUGCCGGGGCAUCAGGGGGCCUCAUUGUUCCAUCAAAGGAGAAAAAGAAAGACAAAAGGUCCAGGUUGAUGAGAAAGCUUGGACGUAGUAAAACUGAGAAUGCUGCGACCAACUCUCAGCAUGCAACUGGAUUGGUUGGUUUGCUAGAGAACAUGCGUGCCCAGAUGGAGAUAUCUGAGGCAAUGGACAUAAGAACUAGACAAGGACUGCUCAAUGCUCUUUCUGGAAAAGUUGGAAAGAGGAUGGAUACACUAUUGGUUCCACUGGAAUUGUUAUGUUUACAGUUAUUCAUGCUGGAGGAGGGGCUUGUUAAUCACCCAGUUGUUGGAUUUGGUGAAUCUGGGCGCAAACCAAGUGAUUUGAGGAUUCUUUUGGCAAAGAUUGAGGAGUCUGAGUUCCGUCCAUCUUCUGCUGGUGAAGUCCAACGAACAGAAUGUUUGAGAUCUCUGAGAGAGAUUGCAAUACCACUUGCUGAAAGGCCAGCUCGGGGUGACUUAACUGGUGAAAUAUGCCAUUGGGCAGAUGGCUAUCACCUUAAUGUUAGACUAUAUGAGAAACUGCUUCUGAGUGUCUUUGACAUUUUGGACGAGGGGAAGCUGACAGAGGAAGUGGAGGAAAUACUUGAGCUCUUGAAGUCGACCUGGCGUGUUUUAGGAAUUACAGAGACUAUCCAUUACACAUGCUAUGCAUCAGUAUUAUUUCGUCAGUAUGUCAUCACACAAGAGCAUGGGCUCUUGAAACAUGCCAUUCAUCAGCUGAAGAAAAUACCAGUGAAAGAACAACGGGGACCACAGGAGAGGUUACAUUUGAAAAGUUUGCUUUCGAAAGUUGAAGGUGAAGAACUGCCUUUCUUUCAGUCCUUUUUAUCACCUAUUCAGAAAUGGGCUGAUAAGCGGCUAGGAGACUACCAUCAGAACUUUGCUGAGGACCCAUCAAUAAUGGAGGAUGUAGUAUUAGUUGCAAUGAUCACCCAGAGGCUUCUCUUGGAAGAAUCUGAAAUGGCAAUGCAACCUACGUCUGUCACAGAUCGAGAUCAGAUUGAAUCAUACAUAUCAUCAUCCGUCAAGAACGCGUUUACAAGGACAUUUCAGGCUGUUGAUAAACUAGAUGCAAUAGAUGAGCAUCCUUUGGCAUUGCUAGCAGAAGAGAUCAAGAAACUUUUGAAAAAAGAAUCAACCAUAUUCACACCAAUUUUAUCUCAGAGGAAUCCACAAGCAAUUGUUGUUUCAGCAUCACUUCUUCACAGGCUCUAUGGGAACAAGUUGAAACCAUUUCUUGAUGGUGCUGAACAUCUGACUGAGGACACUGUGUCUGUGUUUCCUGCUGCUGAUAGCCUUGAGCUUUAUAUAAUGGCACUCAUUAGUUCUGCAUGUGCUGAGGGGAAUAUGGAAGUCAACUUCCGCAAACUAACUCCAUAUCAGAUUGAAUCUAUAUCUGGAACAUUGGUCAUGCGAUGGGUCAAUUCUCAGCUUGGAAGAAUUUUGAGUUGGGUUGAGCGUGCAAUUCAACAGGAGCGGUGGGAACCGAUAUCUCCUCAACAGCGGCAUGGUAGUUCAAUUGUUGAAGUUUAUAGGAUUGUCGAAGAGACUGUUGAUCAGUUCUUUGCUCUUAAAGUUCCAAUGAGACCAUCAGAGUUGAAUGGCUUGUUUCGGGGCAUUGACAAUGCAUUCCAAGUUUAUGCAAAUCAUGUCAUUGACAAGUUGGCGCCAAAGGAAGACCUAAUUCCACCAGUUCCUAUUCUGACGCGAUACAGGAAGGAAGCUGGAAUAAAGGCUUUCGUAAAGAAGGAACUAUUUGACUCAAGGAUGCCUGAAGAGAUAAAAUCCAAAGAAAUUAAUGCGCCAGCUACUGCAACACUUUGUGUUCAGUUAAAUACGCUAUAUUAUGCAAUUAGUCAACUGAACAAGUUGGAAGAUAGCAUUUGGGAGAGAUGGACAAGGAGAAAGCCUCGUGAGCAGUUUAUCAAGAAAUCCAUAGAUGAGAAAUCAGCAAGUUUCAAACAGAAGGGAACGUUUGAUGGUAGUAGAAAAGAUAUAAAUGCUGCUAUUGAUCGCAUCUGUGAGUUUACUGGAACUAAGAUCAUCUUCUGCGACUUGAAGGAGCCAUUCAUUGAAAAUCUUUAUAAACCCAUUGUUGCUCAAUCUAGGCUGGAAGCAAUAAUUGAACCGCUUGACAUGGAACUAAAUGAACUAUGUGGUGUUAUUGUGGAGCCACUCAGAGAUCGCAUUGUGACAAGUCUUCUACAUGCUUCACUGGAUGGUUUUCUCCGUGUUAUAUUAGAUGGAGGACCAUCACGAGUUUUCUGCCCAGGUGAUGCAAAAAUAUUGGAAGACGAUAUAGAAGUUUUAAAGGAAUUUUUUAUCUCUGGAGGAGAUGGGCUUCCUAGAGGAGUAGUUGAAAACCAUGUAGCACGUGCUCGACAUGUAAUUAAGCUGCACAGCUACGAGACUAGAGAACUAAUCGAGGACCUGAAAUCUGUUAGUGGGGUGGAAAGGCAGCGUGGUGGAAGCAGACUGGGUGCUGAUACUCCAACAUUGUUGAGAAUAUUAUGUCACCGAAGUGAUACAGAGGCCUCCCAGUUUCUCAAGAAGCAGUUCAAAAUACCCAAAUCCUCAGCUCUGUUUAAUCCACUUUUUUCUCUUUUUCUGCUGAAUGAGGAUGGUCUUAGUUAUAUUACAAGUGCAGUGGAAAUUCCUUUGUGCAUGGAUCAUGCUACUCGACAACUUGAGCAAAUCUCAUACGCAAAGAUUCUCAAAAAGGAAGAGGAGUCAAAAGUAGAAAUGCUGAAGGCGAAGGGAAAAUUGGUGCUCCGAGUAAUGUGGAGGAAAAAGUUUCUAACUAAAAAUCUCCUAUUGGUUAAGGUUCCAACUUGGAAUGUAAGGGGGCUUCAAUCAGUCCCAUUAACUGAUGGAGGCUAG